Molecule: messenger RNA, 2103 nt
Organism: Purpureocillium lilacinum
Lineage: Eukaryota; Fungi; Ascomycota; Sordariomycetes; Hypocreales; Ophiocordycipitaceae
Source: RefSeq, a predicted model, not a curated record
AUGGCUGGCAAAAUUGGAGAGGUCCGUCAGAGCAGGGUGCUUGCUGUCCGGCGCCCGUCGGACGCUGGAGUCAUCUGGGGCGGCUCCGGCGGUGGAGGACGCGCGCGGCGGCGGCGGCGACGACGGCGGCAAGGAGCGGGCAUGCAUCAGCCCUGGAAAGGAGGGUCGACAGCCACAGCAGGGCAGAAGCGUGCAUGGCUGGCCUGGCUGGCCUGGCCGCUCGGAUGGAUGCCGUGGGCUCCAGACACUCACUCGAGGCGUUUCCGGUUGAGCCACCUCAGCACCUCAGGCAGGGUAAACCUUCAGACGGCUCAGCGAAUUGCAGACCCGCCGAGGCAAGCACCCCGGGGAAGCGCGGCAGGGCAGCCCGCGCCUGGAUUGGAAGCAGCCGCAGGCGGUGCAGGUAGCAGGCAGGCACGUCGCUGUUGGCAUGGAAGUCAGGGCAGGACCAGCUCGAGGGAACGAAGGGAGGAAGGAAGGAGCACAGGUGCCAUACUGUACAAGCAUGUACAGGACAGCAGGGCGUACUCCUUAGCCGCCUUCCCCUUGGACAGGAAUUGCCAACCUUGGUACGGAGUACAAUACAAUACCGUACCUCAGGUAGUACCUACCCAGGCACGCAAGGCAGGCACAGAGUUAGUCGGUACCUGGCGAACACACCUGUUCUACCUGUGCCCCGUGCCCACGCUACCCGCCCACCACCGCGCGUGUCAGCGGCCAACCGCGUAUUCCGUACCCGAUGUGGAUGUCUUCAUCAGGGAGUCCAUUCGUCGCGGGUUCAGCCCGCCUGUUGCUUCCCAAAGCAAAAUGCGAAGGACUGACCGACUUGACCUGGCUUCUGGGUGGCUCCCAACAAAAAUUUUGCAUCCAUACGAGUCGACUCCCUUUUGCGCACCUGCAGCGCAGCGCAGCGCAGCACGUCCAGCAGUUUUUUUUGCGGCGUUGAACCCGCUCCGCCGCGUGCACCGGCCACUGUCCUGUCCCCAUCCUCAACCCCAUCGUCCAUCCCCCAUCCGGCCUGCAAUUUUGCCGCCGGAACGAGCAGGGAGGGACGAAGAAAAGAGAGCUAGCGCGUUGCUCUUCUCCGUGCUGCACCGACAAGAGUGUGCUGUGCCCCAGCAUCGUGCUGCCCAGGUGCAGGCAAACAGACACUUUGUUCAACGGAGUCUGGCGCGCCUGCCCCCCCGGUGUCGGUUCAAUCCUCCUCAGUGGCGCCGACUUGGGACCGGCCGUUCGCCUCCGUCGGCCGCCCACGAUCUACCACCACCCACCCGGCCGCGCCCCUUGACUGAUGGGGCCCAGCCGAGCUUGCAACUCCAGGCUCCAUCCCAUCGUCCCUCCCGUUACCCACGGCUGCCGAGCUUCGGCCACCAGGCAAAUUGGAAACGCUUCUUCUCCAACUGUUGGAGAAGCCUGAGCUGGCCGCCACACGCACAGCCGCGCGCACACACCACCGCUCACACCACAGCAAUCGCACUCACACCACGCCAACUCCACACGCAGACCCUUUUCCCGCCGUUGGUGCUCCCGGCACUGGCCCUGCCUGGCCCUCCAACAUCACCCGUCCGCCUCCGUCGUCGUCCGCCGGGCGCACCACGCCGCCGCCGCCGCCCCUGCAUCGGCAACGCGUCCCUCUCAAAACGGCCCCUUCCACCGCAGUUGGCCCUCCGCCUUGUCCGGCCCUCGACCACAGCACCACUCCAUUGGACGCGCCCUGCCAGCCUGGCUCUUGGUCGGCGCUCGUAUUGGCUUGCACUUGCACUUGCACUUGCACCUGGACUGGCCUGCACUGCGCUUUGUUCCGACUCAAGUACCCGGUACCUGCUACAGACUCGACUGUGUUCGUACCUCCCGACUACCUUGGCUCGGGAUCGCUUCGCUUCGUCUCACCCCCAUCCCAUCAUCGCUCAUCUCGUCUCUCCGUCCGCCUCUUGCGCUUCCGCUUCCUCUUCCUCUUCACCCUCCUCCUCUUCCUCCUCUUCCUCCAAACAAACUCUCUCCACUCCUCCUUCUACUCCUACUCCUCCUCCUUGUCGCCCUCACCCUCUCGCCCUCCUCCAUCGCACUCGCGGGCUAGCAUCGUCUCUUGCUCCCGGCAUCUGA